AUGAUCACAGAUCAGAUAAUACACCUCCUGGUCCAGCACUGGCCUGCGGUUCUUGUCACGGUCGUUCUCGCCUGGCUGGUCAAGAACAGGUAUCACAAUGGACUGAACAAAUACCCGGGGCCGUUCCUGGCGUCGUUGACGGACUGGUGGAGGUUUUAUGAUGUCUACAGACGGAGACCAGAAAGGACGCAGAUUGAACUGCACAAAAAGUACGGGCCGGUGGUGAGGUUGGGGCCGAACACACUCUCGUUUGCGGACCCGGAGGCGUUGAAAACGAUUUACGGGUUGAAUAAGGGAUUUGUCAAGUCUGAUUUCUAUGUCGUUCAACAAUCAGUCGUCAAAGGGCACAGCCUCCCGUCCUUGUUCAGCACCACAGACAACGACUUCCACAUGCAGUUCCGCCGGUGCGUCAACGGGGCGUUUGCCAUGUCCCAGCUGGUGCAGUACGAGCCUUUUGUCGACAACACCACAAAGUUGUUCCUGAAGCAGACGGAGAAGCUGUACAUUGACACCCCAAAGGCCUGUGACUUCACGCAGUGGCUGCAGUUUUACGCGUUUGAUGUGAUUGGGGAGAUUACCUACAGCAAGAGGCACGGGUUCAUUGAGAGGAACGAGGAUGUGGAUGGGAUUGUGGCGUAUCUCACCAAGCUAUUCCUCUAUGUCGCUCCUAUCGGCCAAAUCCCCCUGUUGGACAAGCUCUUCCUCAAAAACCCCCUCUACCUCAAGCUGGGCGAAUGGGGCAUCCUCGACACCACCUUUCCCGUCGCCAAGUUCGCCCGCGCAAGGAUGGCGGAGCGGCUUCCCGAGCUGGAGUCGGCGUCACCUGAAACGAAACCUCUGCUGCCCACGUCGGAGAAGCCGCCGUUGGGAGUGAAAUCCCCUGACCUCCUGUCCAAGUUCUUGGCCGCCAGGGAGAACAGACCUGACUUCAUGACCGAUACGCUGGUUCAGACAAUGGCGGUGAGCAUGGCUUUUGCGGGCUCGGAGACGACGGCCAUUUCCCUGUCGGCGGUGUUUUACUUUUUGCACAAGACCCCGAGGGCGUUGGCGCGGUUGCUGAGGGAGAUUGAUGACGCUGCGAGGGAGGGGAGGUUUUCGGAUUACGAGACUGGACUGGUGACCUGGCACGAGAGCCAGACGCUGCCUUUCCUUGAUGCGUGCGUCAAGGAGGCUUUUAGGCUUCAUCCUGCGCCUGGGUUGCCGAUGGAGCGGAUCGUGCCCGAGCCGGGGCUUGAAAUUGCAGGACAUUGGGUGAGGGGUGGGACAAUUGUUGGGUGUAAUGCUUGGGUUUUGCACAGAGAUAAGAAAGUCUGGGGGGAGGAUGCGGAGGAGUUCAGGCCGGAGAGGUGGGUGGAUGAGACGGAUGGGGAGAGGUUGAAGGGGAUGAAUGGGUGCAUGCUGCAGUUUGGGAUGGGGAGUCGGACGUGUAUUGGGAAGAACAUCAGCUUGUUGGAGAUUUACAAGUUGGUACCGAGUAUGUUGAGGAGGUUUGAGUUCGAUUUGAUGAUCCGAACUCGGAGUGGGAGAUUGUGA
This is a messenger RNA of Podospora anserina S mat+, 1533 nucleotides long. RefSeq lists its product as uncharacterized. Lineage: Eukaryota; Fungi; Ascomycota; Sordariomycetes; Sordariales; Podosporaceae. The record is from RefSeq and is a predicted model, not a curated record. Bases 1 to 1533 code for a protein of 510 amino acids. Gene Ontology annotation, molecular function: oxidoreductase activity, acting on paired donors, with incorporation or reduction of molecular oxygen; iron ion binding; heme binding. The transcript has 4 exons.